Messenger RNA from Venustampulla echinocandica, 1443 nucleotides. RefSeq lists its product as uncharacterized. The record is from RefSeq and is a predicted model, not a curated record. Lineage: Eukaryota; Fungi; Ascomycota; Leotiomycetes; Helotiales; Pleuroascaceae. The coding region runs from base 1 to 1443 and encodes 480 amino acids. Gene Ontology annotation, biological process: protein phosphorylation. The transcript has 2 exons. Gene Ontology annotation, molecular function: ATP binding; protein kinase activity.
AUGGCAAAUGUUGACGCUAUUGUCGAGAAGUCUAUUGACGAGCAAACUGAACUUUUCAUCAACUCUAUCGAUCCUGCUACCGUUUGCUCUAUCGCUUCAUCACAUAAUAACGGUGCGAGCUGUACCUUGAUAUCCAACCCAUUGCGGGGCAGUUUCAACAUCUGCUACCCGGUUAUCUUUGGGCCAGAUGGAAAUGGUCAGAAAUGGAUUGUGCGAAUUCCUUUGGUGCCCCGAGUAGCUCUCGUCGAUGAGAAGCUGGAGAGCGAAGUCGCCGUGAUGAACUUUGUGCAGCAAAAGACGACUAUCCCGAUUCCGCGGAUACAUGGUUACGCAAUCAAAAGCCAGAGCCAGGUAGGGUUUGCAUACGUCGUUAUCGAUUAUAUUGAAGGAGAUACACUUUUUGAUAUCGGUUUAUCUUCCCUUGACGAGUCGCAAAAGUCCUAUCUCUAUAGUCAGUUAGCUGAUAUUUUUAUCCAACUGCGAUCUCAUGAGUUUUCAUGUGUCGGAUCUCUCUCAAUCCCGAAAAACAACUCUGAGGGUUACAUUAUUCGACGCCCGUUGUCCAUCGACCUCAAUCAACAGGAGCUAGAAGGAUUACAACCUGGUCAUAUCUCCCAUCUAGAUGACACGUAUGCUUCCGCUGUUGAUUACGUAUAUUCACAAAUGCAGCUCGUCCUCAAUUGGUUUUCCAAAGGUCGCAACAGCGUCUUGAGCGAGUUUGAUGCGGAGAUUGCCUUGUACGACCUUUACCAGUUCCAAGCUCUUGCAGUCGAGUGGAUUAAUCCGACGUACAACCACGGCCCAUUCAUUCUAAUGCACGGAGAUCUACGCCCAACGAAUAUCAUUGUGAAUAAGGACCUAACUAUAAUGUCUAUCAUUAAUUGGGAAUGGAGUCGGAUAAUCCCAGCACAGCUUUUUGUGCCACCAACGUGGCUCACUGGACUGGAGCUAAGUGGGAUCCGCUCGUAUUUCGCCAGAAAGGACUACAUGGUAGAGCUCGUGAAGCUGAGGGAUAUUGUUGCGACCCGUGAAAGCCAACUGCCUCCCACCCUGAACGGGCAUCCUCUCUCCAAAAUUUGGAGCGAAUUGGAGUCUAACAAUUCAUUUCUAAUAGCUGCUGGACUUCUAUCAUUGACCUCAAUUGCUAAUACAUAUGGGGAUUGUCUUGAUUAUAGCUACCAUGGCAACAAUGACCGACCUGGCAGGGCGAAGUCGUUCGUCCAAGCCAGGUGGCAACUACUAAGACUAGUCAAGAAGAAGGUUGUGGAUCGUGCAGCAUACCUAGAAGAUUUAGAACGGCAUGGCAUGGCACAUCUCGAGCAUGAAAGUCCCGCAGUCGAGAAUCUAGUGUCCGAAUCAAAGGAAGAGCAUUUGCAUUUAGAGUCACAGCUGCUCCCCUCAGAUGGCCUUGUUCAAGAGGUUGGGUGCUCUCAUUUGAAGUAA